AUGUUGUGCCUUCGGGGCUAUUUACUGCCUACGGGGCUAUUACUGCCUACGGGGCUAUUACUGCCUACGGGGCUAUUACUGCCUACGGGGCUAUUAUCUGCCUACGGGGCUAUUACUGCCUACGGGGCUAUUAUCUGCCUACGGGGCUAUUACUGCCUACGGGGCUAUUAUCUGCCUACGGGGCUAUUUACUGCCUACGGGGCUAUUUACUGCCUACGGGGCUAUUAUCUGCCUACGGGGCUAUUUACUGCCUACGAGGCUAUUUCCUCUAGGUGGCUGAGCCGAGUCUACGUGGCUGCGCUGGCAGCCCUGACGGCGGCGGUUUAG
Messenger RNA from Leptosia nina, 327 nucleotides. Lineage: Eukaryota; Metazoa; Arthropoda; Insecta; Lepidoptera; Pieridae. The record is from the annotation of a GenBank genome assembly.